This is a messenger RNA of Penicillium egyptiacum, 1734 nucleotides long. NCBI's taxonomy places the organism in Eukaryota, Fungi, Ascomycota, Eurotiomycetes, Eurotiales, Aspergillaceae. The record is from the annotation of a GenBank genome assembly.
AUGGGGGACGUUAUUGUACCGACGAAGGUUCGUCGCCAACAAAAUGGCCUCGCAUGUGAGGAAUGUCGUUCACGAAAGCUCAAGUGUGACAUGGCCGAGCCCCAUUGCGGAACAUGUUAUAAUCUCGGUGUUACGUGCAUCACUAAUCCAUUGCGACGACCACGAGGACCGCGAAAAGGACACGUCAAGACCCUGAAAUCUCGGAUUGCGACGCUCGAGCGCCAAUUGUACGGAGACUCCGAGGUCCAUCCAGGCACCCCUGCAAGCAAAGGAGGCAAUGGCCAACGUAAACCCUUGGAGGUAGAUAGGUCGGUGGAGGGGGACAUAAGCGACGGAGCAAUGGAAGAUGUCGAGGCGAUGACCUCCCACAGCUCGGGGGAUUAUAUGGAGUAUCUGAUGAGCGCUCAACCGAUUGAACUUUCCAAGUGGCCUAGCAACGUGUCUUUGGAUUUUGAAAGCGAACUGGACAAGCAGAUCGACGCUUUCACCAAUCCCACGGUCAUAUCGCCGGCACCGCCUAUAAUGUCAAACCCCAAGCCCAUAUCCGACCCGGUGAUAGAGAACAGCGUUAUAUUUCCAGAUUUGAGCUCCCAGCCCUUGCCAAUACCGCCCCUCGACACUCGGCCUCCCAUCCAGAUAACACCACUCGAGUGUGCAGACCUGUAUGUUCAUCCCCCCGUCCUUGUGGUUCAAAUUCUUAUCAGAGACAGCGAUGACUUAUUUUUCGAACGAGCGUACCUCUUCGCACCGAUAAUCAACCAACAACGCUACUUCGCCAGAGCAACCAGGGUGUCGCGGACGAGCGAACCUUUCUCGUGUUUGCAACACGCAAUGCGCACACUUGCAGCUUCCAUGUGUAGCCAGUUCAAGGCCAUUCUUCCCAUGCUGUACGCACAUACGAGCGGUAUACUGGACGCUUGGGACCGCAACAUGCCGGACCAAGAAAUCCCGAUAGAGAUAGUUCAGGCGCAGCUACUGCUCGCUUUAUAUAGGAUUCUGAAGGAAGAUCCGCGGAAGGGAUGGAGCAGUGCGGGCCGCUGCUUUCACCUGGUACAUCGGGCGAAAUUAGAUCAAAUAGACAGUCCAAGCACGCGACGAGUAUGCCGACUGUCAGAGGUAGAAGUUGAAGAGAGACGGCGGACCUUCUGGACGGCAUACGCCCUCGACCGGUAUGCUAAUCUCGUGCACGAGUUGCCCCUUGCGUUGAACGAUCAGAUGAUUCUCACGCGACUACCCGCUACCGAGACAGCAUUCCGACGACAAGGUGCAAUAAUGACGGAAUUUCUGGCCGCGGCCAUGUCCCAAAAGACCAAUCAGUUGCUCUCCCCAUACGCCAAAUCAAUGGUCAUUGUCACCAUCCUUGCAAGAUGCUUAGCACACCGAAAUCAGUGCAGUGUUGAGCGCAUCACGGAUCCCACGUCGCAAGAAUACCUGGCGCGGCACUGCACGUUGGACAAGAUAUUAACCCAGGAAAUUGAGACGACAUUAUCUAGUCUCUCCACUGAGCUCGAGCCUUGUAACCCUACCCGUCUGUAUAUCGAAAUGCUUGCAGAGGCCGCCAUUUUGGUUCUUUUCACUGCGCUGAGCUCCGUUUCGGAAGGCGCACAAGAUGUGUACCGGGAGUACGAGAAACGGGCUUAUAAGGCAGCUGAGCGAAUCCACAGUCAGUCGCAGAGAUUGUCCCAACUGGGGGUUUUCAAGGUGAUACCUGGUUGCCCAUUGAGUGAGAUAUGA